AUGAGCGCGCCAACGCUGGACAAGGCAAAGCACGUCAAGUUCUGGCAGCGAUGCCACAAGUCGUUUCUCCCAACUGCCUACACUGCAAGCGACUCAACAAGGCUCACAUUUGCCUUCUUCAUCAUCUCCGCCCUCGACAUCUUGUCUGUGCCGCUCACAGCCGAAGAUCGGGCAGCAGUGCGAACAUGGGUCCUGAGUCUCCAGCACCCUGAUGGAGGCUUUUGUGGCAGCCCGGCUCACGCAUUGGCAGGCGAAAAUGCAUCCAAAGGCUCGGCUAAUAUAGCGGCUACUUUCUUUGCCCUGAUCCUGCUGGGCAUGGCGGCAGAGACGGAGGAGGAGCAGCGCUCGGCGUUUGCUGGGGUUGAUCGCAAGGCGGUUCUGCUUUGGCUGAAGAAGCUGCAGAGAAGUGAUGGGAGCUUCGGGCAGGUGCUGUGGGAGGGUGAGCCAACGGGUGGAAGAGAUACGCGCCACAGCUAUCUGGCGAGCUCUAUACGAUGGAUGCUGCGAGGCUCGGUUGAGAGGGGGGAUGAGAAUUGGGUGGAGGAUAUUGAUGUGGAGAAGAUGACGGAGUAUAUCAGGGGUCUUCAGACUUAUGAUGGUGGCAUUGCAGAAUCUUCGACUGAGGAGUCUCACGCUGGAUAUGCGUAUUGCGCCAUUUCAGCUCUAUCUAUGCUUGAUAGAAACUCUGGUACACCGGCAAAUGCGAAAGGGGCAAUGGACAGCGGCAUCGCAGAUCGUGCCAUGCUGCUCAAGUUCCUCGCGCACAGGCAAUUCAAAUACUUGUCAAACACAGAGGCCAUUGCCAGUGAGGAGGGCUCAACAGAAAACUAUCUCGAGGCUAAACUUGGAGAUUUGAGUCUUGGUGGAGAGCGCGCGUAUACCGGAUUCAACGGCAGAUGGAACAAGAGAGCUGAUACCUGCUAUACAUGGUGGGCUUGUAGCAUGUUUAGGCUACUUGAUGCUGAUUAUAACUACGAUGCGGUGCCGACUGGCAACUACUUGCUGGACAUUACUCAGCACGUCAUUGGCGGAUUCGGCAAAGCUGUUGGUGAACCGCCGGAUAUUUAUCACUCUUACCUUGGCCUGGCUACGGUGGGUUUGAUCGGUGGAUAUGAUUUGAAAGAAGUCGAUGCUGGACUGUGCUGCAGUACAGAUACAGUCCGGAAGAUUGAUGUGGCAAGAGAAGGGAUGCUGGAGUCUUUGAAGAAGCAGAGUGAGCAGCGCAGUGGAUGGGAAGCAGAAGACUUUUGGGGGAAGGCUGCAAACGUGGUUAAAGUGAUGUAAAUAUUUAUCAUUUUUGUAAUUGAGAUGCAGCAAAUAGACACGCAAUGCUAUCAACCGGUUGGCAGAUUUGGAUA
This is a messenger RNA of Trichoderma atroviride IMI 206040, 1358 nucleotides long. RefSeq lists its product as uncharacterized. Gene Ontology annotation, molecular function: CAAX-protein geranylgeranyltransferase activity. The record is from RefSeq and is a predicted model, not a curated record. Gene Ontology annotation, cellular component: CAAX-protein geranylgeranyltransferase complex. Lineage: Eukaryota; Fungi; Ascomycota; Sordariomycetes; Hypocreales; Hypocreaceae. Gene Ontology annotation, biological process: protein geranylgeranylation.